GGCUCUCGUGUUUCUGUGGAUGUCGUGUUCUCUUCCCGUGUACAGACCCUACUGGACGGUUCCCUAUUUCCCUUGUCUUUGUCGUGAGUUUGGAUAUUCGUAUGUGGACGUCGUGUAUCGUACAAAAGAGGACGUGUGAGUGACUGGCGAUUGAGAAGAGGAGUUUUGGACGUGUUCAUUUUUCCCUGGACUCCUGGGAGCACUAAUUGCCCUGCACUGUUGUUUAUAGCGCCUGGUGUCACUCUUCUAUUCUUGGUCAUGGAUGAUUUUGUGCGAAACAAACUGACUGAAUGGAAACUAAGUGACUGGAUUGAGGCAUUUGAAGCUCAAGAAAUUGAUGAGGAAAGUCUGUAUCAUCUUGAUGAUCAGGAAAUUGAUCAAUUGAUCACAAAAGCUGGACCUAGAGUGAAAUUCAAGGAUAAACUAAAGCUGUUAAAGGAAGAGAAAAAUACAACUCAACCACAAAAAGAAGCAGUCAAUACUUCUGGUCAAGAUUUGCCAUCCAUAAGUGAAAGAGCCUUUCAGUCUCAGAUGUCGUCUGAUGGUUAUGGGGCUGCAGUCGGCACCAGUAACAGUUAUAAUUUGGGUCGAGGAUCAUCCAGUGUCUUGGCGGAUAACCAAUUGGAUCCCCCAGGAAAGAGAAAGUCAGAUCAUCUUCAGAGUGAGUCCAGAAAAUGGCAACCACCUCUUAAAAAACAAUACAAUUGUGCAGCAGGAUCACAGUCAGAAACAGAAAUACUGUCUGAUGUCAAAAACAUAAUGAGAUGUGUCAGUGAAGGACUACAUGGCCGUGACAAGCUCAGCGCUUUCCUAAAGGAUAAAAUCAAGAAUUUGGAGACAGAAAAAAGGCACCUGGUUGGUGUCUUUGGUAAAACCGGGGCUGGAAAGAGCUCUUUAAUCAAUGCCAUCAUAAAUAAUGAGGGCCUGUUGCCUUCAGGAAGUGUCAGUGCAUGUACCUCAGUGAUGAUAAAGGUGGAGGCUACCAAUGGAUCAAAGUAUGAGGCACACAUCGAGUUCAUUACAAAAGAGGAUUGGGAAGAUGAGGUGCAGUCACUAAAACAGGCUCUUGAAGACAAUGACGACGAUGAUGAUGAUGGUGGUGAUGAUGAUUCACUUGAUCCUGAUGGAAAGUUAUCAGCGCUGUAUGGAGAAGAGUGGAAAGAAAGAUCCACUCACAGCCUCAUGGACAACAAAUAUUUCAUAGAUAUUCCAGAGUUUCGAACAUCCAAGAUAAAAAUUUUGAAAAGUGACACAGCUGAAAGGCUGUCUGAAAAAUUUGUGAAAUAUACAAGAAGUGAGUCAAAUGAGACAGAAGAAGUAAAGAGGUGGUACUGGCCGCUUGUGAAGUGUGUGACUGUCAAAGUGCCAGACAGUGAUUUUCUUGAUCACGUCACACUCGUGGACCUUCCUGGAAAUGGUGACACUAACAGAAGCAGAGAUCAAAUGUGGAAAGAGUUUAUUGCCAGUUGUUCUACAGUGUGGAUUGUUACUGAAAUGAAUCGAGCAGCAUCAGAAAGAGAAGCCUGGGAGAUCCUGGAAGAUGCCAGUAGCCUGCUGGGAAAUGGUGGCGAGUGUCAGCAAAUUCAUUUUAUCUGCACCAAGUCAGAUCAUGAAAAACCAGAUGAUCUAAACAAAGUCAAGAAUGCAGUGAUGAAGGAAUUCAAAAAGCGGAAAACGAUUACGAAUCACUUCAGUGAGGAUUGUUUCCAAGUCUUCACAGUGAGCUCCACAGAAUUCCUCAAAGGGGAGAAUGUAAAUCCAGAUGUCAAUGAAAUACUGAAACUCAAGGAAAUUUUGAAAAAUCUGAAUGAUGCUCAUUCAGAGACCUCAAACUAUGUGUCUGGAGCUUAUGGGAUUCUGUCUUUGAUUCAAGGGGCCAGAAGUGGAGAAGUGGUUGAACAAAAAAACGAUGUGUGUGCAGUCCUUGAGCAAAACUUGAGCAUCCAACUUAAUCGAGUCAAAAAAGCAAUUGAAGACAUUAUAAAAGUUUUUGAACAAUGCCUACGGGAGGGGGUUGAAAAAUCCAAAAAAUCAUGUGAAAAAAAACUAAAGUCCUUCUUACAUCCCAGUAAAAAAACAAACAGAGCUUUUCACAUGACACUAAAGUCUGCAGUUAGGAAUGAUGGCAUCCAGAAACCAAAGAAAGGAAAACCUAAAAACCUCAACAUGAUAUUAGCGUCUUAUUUGACUGAAAGCAUUGAUGAAAAAUUCAGAGAUACCUUCCCAAACAACAUAAAAUGUGGACAUUUCAAUGGAGCCAUUGAUGCAUUUUCACUCAGCACUGAUUCAUUGAUUGAAAAGUACAAAGAUGUCGAACUGCAACUGACAUUUCUCCAGACAGAGGGGAAAAAAAUGAAGACAAAGCUCAACAAAACAAUCCUCACACGAAAGAAACUGAUCUACAACAGUUUGACAGAGACAAUCAAGGACAACAUGAAAGAAUGCUAUAAAGAAGCAGCAGCAUUUACAGGAAAAGGCACCCUGAAGAACAUGAGGGACACUAUUGAGAGACAUGUGCACUCAAAGAUGGACAUGUUUGAGGAGGCAAAAUAUGUCAUGUUGGAGCAAUUGAACGAUUUGAAGGAAACUGUCCUGAGGACACUGGAGAAAACCAUGAAGGAAUCCAUUGAACACUCACUUAAGCCGGAGGCCUGCUCACUGCCAGAUGUUUCGGAACAUCUUGAGGUGGUGAAAAAACAUGAUGAUGAACUUAAUGGCACUCAAGAUGAAAAAAAAUAACCACACUGGAAACAGCUGAGGCCUGAUGACCCACAGGACAUCCCUGAAAAACACUGAUGGAGACACGAGGUCUUUAGAUACUGUCACAAUAAUUUUUGUUUUGCUCUCUUUUAAUGUUGUGUUGAUGUGUACUUUUGACUUUUAAUAAAUUAUUAUACAAAAAGCAUCUUGAAUAUUAUAGAUAUCAAUUAAAACUGCUAAUAUUAAGGUAUUAAUCAGGAGGGUCCAAAUCAUGAUUUGAUUUCUUUCUUUUUUUAAAAAUUUGUAGUACAUUUUUAAUCACUUAUAGCAGAGCGUGAAGACAUGUAAUGCAUUUCCCCAUUUAAACCUGAGAUUUAUGGUUUUAUAAGAGCCUGAGAUUACAGUUUCCAAAAGCAUUUUGAUUUUGUUGCUUGUUUUAAAAUAUCAUAAUUUAAUGUUUUAAGUUAAUGUGUAUACUGUGGGUUCAUUGUGAUGGGAGCAUUUAUUCUAAUGUAUGUGCUUAUUAGUUAAACAUUAAGCCUUAUCCAGCACUGAAAUGAUAUUUAACACUUUAACUUCAUAGUUCUAAUGGCAAAUACUUGUUUGUUGCAGUUAUAACAUGUGUGUACAUGACAAAUAGUGAGAAAUAGGUGUAAGUAAAGUUGUAGGAAAUCAGCAGCUACUUCAGUCAUCUUCCUGCCAUUUUGCUUUUUCUGGGCUCAGAAUUACUGGUGAAUAUAUUACAGUUUGGGUUUCAGUUCAGGGUUUUGAAUUUCUUUUUAAUUAUUUUAAGUGUUUAACAUUUUAAUUAUUUCUGCACAUAUUGUUGAAUUCUUGUUUUGAUUUUUGUCUUCAUUACUUAUCUCGUGUUUCCUCUCCCGACAAUGAUUUCUUUUUUUUCCUCCUGAAACGGCUCACUCACGUUUAGCAUUUACUUUCAUGUUUCCUGUAACCUUAUUUCAGUAAUGUCAUUAUAAAAGCUGACCGAUUUUUAAAAAUGCUCAGGAAAAGGUACUUCAGUGCUUCCUUUAGCAUAAAGGAUUAAGAUG
Oreochromis niloticus (Nile tilapia) is the source of this 3749-nucleotide messenger RNA. RefSeq names its product nuclear GTPase SLIP-GC. The record is from RefSeq and is a predicted model, not a curated record. The transcript has 23 exons. Bases 259 to 2739 code for a protein of 826 amino acids. NCBI's taxonomy places the organism in Eukaryota, Metazoa, Chordata, Actinopteri, Cichliformes, Cichlidae. Gene Ontology annotation, molecular function: GTPase activity.